This is a messenger RNA of Caenorhabditis remanei, 885 nucleotides long. RefSeq lists its product as uncharacterized. NCBI's taxonomy places the organism in Eukaryota, Metazoa, Nematoda, Chromadorea, Rhabditida, Rhabditidae. The record is from RefSeq and is a predicted model, not a curated record. Bases 1 to 885 code for a protein of 294 amino acids. The transcript is spliced from 3 exons. Gene Ontology annotation, biological process: lipid metabolic process.
AUGCUGAAACUCGUCACGCUUUUCUGCGUGAUCUACACGGCUUACGGUCUCGUGCUCCCGGCUUCAAUGCUCGCCAGUUACACCGAUGCAUUUGCCAGAAACCAGAUGCUCGCGUUGGCUUCAGCCGCUUACUCCUCCAACCCACAACACUGUCUCACUACGAAAUUCACAAAUGCCCAACUGAAACGUCAAAUCUACGUGAAGAAUUGUGCCGCUUUGAACAGCGACGUUUGCUCCGGAUACACCGCUGCUCUUCAUGCCGACAAGGCAAUUGUGAUCAGUUUCCGUGGAACUCAAGGAUUCUUCCAAUUGAUUUCUGAGGCUAACAAAAGUGUGUUCGAGUCUCAAAUGUCGUGGAUUGCUGGAGGAAAGGUGUCAAAAUAUUUCGGAGAUGCGUUCUCGAAGGUUUGGGCAGCUGGAAUGAAGGAUGACGUCGCCUCUCUUCUUGCUGCUAACCCAGGAUAUGAAGUUUGGGUUGUCGGACACUCUCUCGGAGGAUCCCUUGCUUCCCUCGCCGCUUCCUACAUCAUCGGAACCAAAAUUGUGGAUGGAUCCCGCGUGAAACUCGUCACUUACGGAGAGCCACGUACCGGAAACAAGGAUUACGCUCACGCUCACGAUGGUCAACUCGCCUAUUCGUACCGUGUUACCCAUAACCGAGAUGUUGUUCCACACGUGCCAAAUGAGGAUUUCAUGGGAUACUAUCAUAACAAGUAUGAGGUUUACUACCGGGAGAACAUGAAGGACGGAGCCAAAUUCACGAUCUGUGAUGGAGAUGAGGACAGCAAGUGUUCGGAUGGGCUCUGGGUGACCACUUCAAUUGAUGAUCAUCUUCAUUACUUUGAGAAGGAUAUCAGUGCAUGGGGAGAUAAGGGUUGCAACUAA